GCGCUUGUUGAGGUCGAAACCCAAACAGAACUCAUCAGCUGGCAUUUCCCAGUGAAACCUUCCAAUCACUGCUGUCAACAUGGAGAGUCUGCUCCGCGCCGUGGCCAUGCUGGCUGUGAUGUUCUUGGGGUUGUUCCAGCAGGGAGCUGGUGUGGCCGACCGGCUGUACACAUCUGUGCUGACUGUGACAAACGGACAGCAUUGGGGAACAUGGAGGGGGCCCGAGAUGUGUCCUGACCAGUACUUUGCUGUUGGCUUCAGUACCAGGGUGGAGUCCAGACAGGGCAAAGGCGACGACACAGCCCUGAACGGCAUCCGCCUCAUCUGCGGCAAAGACGAGGACCACAACUUCAUGUACACUGUGGAGUCUCACCCUGGCUUCUGGGGCGACUGGUCCAACCCUCAGUACUGCCCCAGUGGCGUGCUCAGCUCUUUCCAGCUCCGCGUGGAGGGCCGUCAGGGCAGGAAAGACGACACCGCUGCCAACAACAUCAAGUUCCGCUGCAGCAGCAGCCCCUUGCUGGAGGGCAGCGGCCUGGACUGGGGCGAGUACGGCGGAUGGAGCCAGGUUUGUGUCAACGGAGGAAUCUGUGGCAUCGAGACCAAGGUGGAGGACCGACAGGGGAGAGGGGACGACACCGCCCUCAACGACGUGCGCUUCCAUUGCUGUGACCGAACCCUGCAGUCCUCCUCAGAUUGACCUGUUCUGAGUGCCCCGCCUGUGCCCCCACUACCCGACUCGACGAUCGGCAUGUUUAUGCAGCCACUUAGAUGUCUGAAGGGUAGCAGCAGCUUGCUAACGCUAGCUUGAGUUAGGGACAACGGAGCCGGGCCGUCUCUCCCCGGAGCCGUUGAGAUGAUGGUGGGGGGUGGUCCAAGGCCAUGUAGCGAGACUCCUUGAAUGGGCAUGGUUUGAAAAUUACGUAUUUUUCGGACGUAAUCCCAUUCGUCGCACUCUAGCGUAUCGUUUCUGACACAGAGGAACCACAACAAAUUGCAGGAGUUGUUUUUUUUCAGAGUCUUUUGGGACGGUAGACAUGCCAGAUACCCAAAUUAACAUGUAGAAGCACUACAAAAGUGGCAUUUUCAAAAUAUGUCCCCUUUAAAGCCCAGAAAGAGCUGAGAGACUCAAAGUAAUUACCUCUGCCAAUGUGAUAAAACUUCUAAAUGGAAUUGAGAUUAAAGCACAGUUUGGUUUAACAGCUGAAGGAUGAUGAAUAAAGUAAUCUAUCUAUCUAUCUGUGUGAUAUUAUUCAAAUGUUGUUUUGUUCAUAAUCCUGUGACUCUGUUCUUUACAGUUUCUGAAUUUGUGCUUCAUGUUUUUUUUAUCGACAGUGAUUGACAGAUGAGCAGCUUGGUCCGCCCCUCCUCCGUCACCCUGAAUUAAACAAUGAAAAAUAAUAAAGUGCUCAUUUGAA
Platichthys flesus (European flounder) is the source of this 1418-nucleotide messenger RNA. RefSeq names its product vitelline membrane outer layer protein 1 homolog. Lineage: Eukaryota; Metazoa; Chordata; Actinopteri; Pleuronectiformes; Pleuronectidae. The transcript is spliced from 4 exons. The coding region runs from base 80 to 700 and encodes 206 amino acids. The record is from RefSeq and is a predicted model, not a curated record.